AUGGUUGAUAUCCAGUGGCGAAGACCCGCCGACGCGAGCCAAUUCUCGGCGGGCGUGAAGAGCGCACGGGUCGCGUUACGCUGGCCGAGUCACUGUGUCACGUGGCCGCAGCGCACGCGCAACUUUAUUUGUAAAGUCGUCGCGCAAGUAGCCGGGAGCGAUCCGCGGAGGUUUUCAGCCAGCCUAGUGAAAGCCCGUCGGGCCAGUCGGGAAAUUGAGGAAAGCUCGCCGAACGAAAGUGGAAAAAGCUCCGGCGCGCACACACGGGCACGGCGCGGCGCGCGCGUGUGUGCGUCGCCCGGCCGCCGGCGGCGCGCGGCUGUGUGCACGCGCGCACACCACGGCGCCGCCUACGAAAACGAAAGUGCACGAAGAGCGCCGAGCGGCGCCGAAGCGCGCUCACGAAGUCAGUGGAACUCGCCGGUGAAACUGGGACAUCGCGUCAGUCAGUCCGCAAUUCGACGCGAACGCGGGCGGACGCGACGCGCGCUUAGCACCGCACGACCUCACGACGUCCGAUCUGGCAAACGCGUUGCGCCCAAUGACAUAACUGGCCCG
This is a messenger RNA of Iphiclides podalirius (scarce swallowtail), 558 nucleotides long. The record is from the annotation of a GenBank genome assembly. NCBI's taxonomy places the organism in Eukaryota, Metazoa, Arthropoda, Insecta, Lepidoptera, Papilionidae.